CCAUUUUUUAUAAGAAAAUCUAACUUCAUUUUGGAACAUGCCAUACAGAAAGUGUGAUAAUGGAAAUUUGUUGCAGUUUGCCAUGAUUUAAGCUAAUCACGUCGGGGCAGUGAUUUGUUCACAAGAUGCGACUUCCUUCGGAAAUCAAUUAAAAUUGCUUGAGAUAGUCGUAUUUGUUGUUACCAAAAUAGAUUUUGUUUUAUCGUUGCUUCCCUCAUCGAUAUUCUUUACAACAUCGCUGAGUGAGCCAACUAUCUUGUCCAAACUUAUCAUUCUAGAAAAAUAUUAUUAGUAAUAUGGUAAUUGAGAAAUAUUUUUUUUAGUAAAUAGUGUAAAUUGGAGAAACAUACAAAAACAUUUAAGGGCUCGUUUGCUUGUUGGAUUUGAAAAUGAAGGUUUUGAGUUUUCAGAACCUUUGGAUUUAUGAUGGAUUUGUUGCAUAUGGAUUUGGAAGAGUACAUUGUUUGUGUAGUUUAUUUUUGUCAUAGAUUCAUGAUGAAUUUGUUCACAUUUUGCCUUCCAUUAUCAAAUCCCAAAUGAAAUGUGGGAUUUGCAAAUCCGUGGGCCCCACGGAUUUGUGUCCCUUAGCAAACAAUGGACUUGUGCCAAUUCCAUUAUGCUUGGGAUUUAGGUACCAAAUCCAUCACCCAAAUCACAAAAGCAAACGAUACCUUAUUGUCCCCUAUUGGAGGGUUGGGUCAAAUGGUUGGUAUUGCUGAGGCACACUUUAACAUUCAACUAUGAAGUGGGAUGGUUUGGUGUUAAAGCUCAUUGGGUGUUUUGAAUUUCCACCUUUCUGCUGAUUACAUUACUUGUGAAUUCCAAAUUCCUACCCACCACCAAACUCUCAGAACUGAAGAAAGUUAGAGGUUGACUGUUGAGUUUAACGCAAACAAGUUGUUAGGAAAACUAAGACCACAAUAUGUCUCCGCUAUUGAGCGAUUCAGAAAGUGGAUUAAAAUUAAUUUAGCUAACGUCCUCGACAUAUUAUGGUAGACUAUACUAAUACUAAUAUAAUAAGUACGGGAGUUUAGUGGUUAGAUUUGAUGACUUUAGAUCAAUUAGGAUAGCGAUAAAAAUAGUGAAAAAUUGAGGAAUCGAAACUAAAAAUUACAUUUGAUCCAAUUCCAUUUGAUUCAGAUUUUGAUAUGGACUUUUACGAGAAAAAAAACAUCCCCGUUUGUCCUUUUCUUCAAACAAGAAAUAGAUGGUUGAAACGUCCUCAUUCUCCAUGGGUAGCUGAGGUAGGUUAAUUAGUUGGCAAUGCACCUACCUAACCUAGUAAUGACGAAUAAUUUGGGCUCAGGGCCUACAUUUCCACUGAUUCAAGUCAAAUGCCAAAAGCUAGCUGCUUGUGCAGGAAAAAUUGGUUUACGUCCCCAACCAACGCUGAUCCCCCAAUGGAAUCGAUGGUUCCUGCCUACUUAAUUACUUCCUCCGUCUCUUCUCCAAAUGUUCGUCUCCACCAGACCACCACUACCAGAAUGCAGCCCCGAAAUGGCAAAUACCCAUUUGCAGGUCGACAAUUGGCAUUCAAUUGCCAACUACAUCCAACUCAACUGCCCCUCUGAGGCUCCCACUGACCCUGGGAACUAUAAAUUUGCGGCGGCAUUCUUCAACAUCAUAAGGCAGCAAAAGGAGGGGGGAAAAACUAAGAGAGAAGAAGCAGAAUAGUGAGUGAGAAACAUGAGCAAGGCAUGGCUGGUGCUGGUAGUGGUAGUGGUACUGGGUUCCUCACUGGUUGCCCAAGGAGCAAGAGACGUUUGGACCAACGAGGCUACUGACGUUUACCAGCCACAGAACUUCUUCGGCCUUGGGCCCGGGGGCGGGCUCGGUGGCCUGGGCGGUUUCGGCUGGCCUUUCGGACUACUCUGGCCGGGCUUGGGUUGGCACCAUGGACUUGGCCAUUGGCUUGGCCAUGGCCUUGGUGGUGGAAUCGGCACUGGGAUCGGAGGGGUUGGACCAGGGAUUGGAGGCGCUGGACCGGGAAUCGGAGGGGCUGGACCGGGAAUUGGAGGCGCUGCACCCGGAAUCGGAGGGGCUGGACCAGGAAUCGGACCUGGAAUUGGUGGGGCUGGACCAGGAGUCGGACCAGGGAUUGGAGGAAUUGGAGUGGGGCCAGGGGUUGGACCAGGGAAACUCCCAGGAGGGCCUGGCCUAGCUGCAACUGCUAAAGAAGACGACGGCCAUCCUUGAAACAUGAAGAACAGCAGAAUGAUAACGACGUAUUAAAUAAAUAUGAACCCUUCAUUAAGCUCGUAUUUUGCUUCUAUCGAAGCGGGUGAUAUGUAAAAGUUCCACAAGUAAUAACAUUACUUUACCAUUUUACCAUCGUCUUUUACCUUCUCAUGUAAGGAUAUUUACCAUAAUGAACCUCCAACUUCUGC
This is a messenger RNA of Linum trigynum, 2387 nucleotides long. The record is from the annotation of a GenBank genome assembly. Lineage: Eukaryota; Viridiplantae; Streptophyta; Magnoliopsida; Malpighiales; Linaceae.